AUGGCCUCUAAUAACCGGAAUGCCAUCACUUUGGUUGAAACAGAUGAAGUCAACCACCCCACUGCGACGUAUGUCUACACAAAGUCUCAGAAACAGAGCCGCAAUGGCGCACAGACAGGGCGGAUUGACCACAUUCCUCCAACCACAGCACCCUCGUCAUGGUCUCGGGCCAAGUUGAUGAGUUUCCUCGGGGAUGUCUUUCUCCCGGCUGGAUACCCGCAUAGCGUUACUGAUGAUUAUCUCCCAUAUCAAAUAUUCGACUCCCUCCAAGCCUUCAGCAGCUCAAUCGCCGGCCUCCUAGCCUCCAGAGCCGUCCUACAAGGCGUCGGAGUCGGCAAUCCAACCGCAACCCCAACAGCAGCACUCCUCUUACAUACCAUUCAAGACACAACCUCCCGCCUCGCAACAAUCGCCUUCGCCUACCGCAUCGGCACAGCCCUUGAGCCAGAAUGCAAGCGGUACCGCUUCGCAGCCGACGUGUUUAACGAUCUAGGCAUGGUGCUGAAUUGUCUGUCGCCGAUGGUACCUGCUGGUAUUGCGAGAGUGGGCGUGUUGAGUGCCGCGGGCGUGUUGACGGCGCUUUGUGGUGUUGCGGGGGGGAGUAGUAAGGCGACGUUGGGUGCGCAUUUUGUGAGGGGUGGGAGGGGGAGUUUGGGGGAUGUUAAUGCUAAAGAUUCAUCGCAAGAAACUAUCAUCUCGCUCAUUGGGAUGCUAACUGGCUCCCUCAUGAUCAACCACAUAACAACUCCCAUCACCACCUGGCUCACCCUUCUCCUCCUCCUAACUCUGCAUCUAUCCCUGAACUACCUCGCCGUGCGCUCCGUACAGAUGACCACGCUCAACCGCCAACGCGCAAAUAUCCUCUUCUCGACGCUUCUGGGUUCAGACCCUGCUCUUUUAUUUCUUACCUUAAGCGGGGCAGUGGGAUCACUAUCCCAGCCACAAACUGACCUACAAGAAGAGAAAAGAAAAUGGAACCUUCUAACACCAGCACAGGUCUCCAACCAAGAACUCAUCUUCGAACGAGAUGGGAUACUAAAAUGGUACUCUAAAGCAGGACAGGUGAUUACACUUGGACACGCGAACAUCGGCAUACCAAUCAACCAAUUCCUCAACAGCACCGACCACAAUCUUUUACCCAACCUCACUAGCAUCUUCGCAAACGAGUCAUACAUCCUCUAUCUAUCGUCUGUCACCACCAUCGGUACUACUACUAAAGUGAAAUGGACCGCAAACAUUCUCCUAAAGCAAUCAUGCACGCCGCACUCACAGCUAAGAGCGUGGAUGCAUGGGUUACUCGCUGUGCGAGUGAUUUCUUCUUCGUUUCCAGUUGAUGAGAAAAAUGGAAAUUAUGGUGAUAAAGUACUACGAGUGUUGGAGCAGACAUUGACCUUCUUGAAUCACGGCAAGAGAUUUGAAAAAUAUUUAUCUGCGAUGGAAGAAUAUGGAUGGGAGUUGGAUGUUGCGUCGUUGGAGACGAGGCCGGGACGGAGGGUUUCGAUUGCUUAA
Aspergillus ruber CBS 135680 is the source of this 1509-nucleotide messenger RNA. RefSeq names its product RUS1 family protein. The coding region runs from base 1 to 1509 and encodes 502 amino acids. The record is from RefSeq and is a predicted model, not a curated record. The transcript is spliced from 7 exons. Lineage: Eukaryota; Fungi; Ascomycota; Eurotiomycetes; Eurotiales; Aspergillaceae.